AUGAACUGGUUAGAAUCAGAGGAGUUCAGUGUCCCUUUAAACUGUGGUGCUGCAAUUGAUCUCUGUAUGUUUUCUGGUAUUCGUUCCUUUGAAAGGAGAAUGAGAGCCAAGAUUAUUGGCUGUACUGUGAAGCUGUCACAUCUCAGUACUGAAAAGGUACAGUACAAGUGAAUUGAAACAAUCUUUAGCGUUCUAUUACAUAUCUCCAAGAGCUCUGAGAAUGAACCAAGUGAAUGUUUUAUUUAUGGCUAUGUGAGUUACAAAUCCCUCCAUUCUGACAGCAUUUCAGCCUCCGGAGUGAGAAAGCAGCAGAAGCAGCAGCAGCAGAAGCAACAGCAGUAACAACAGCAACAGCAGCAGCCCCCGCUGAAGUCCAGUAGAGGAGACCUGAUCUCUAUCUAGCUCAUUCUGGAACUCCAGCUGGAAUCGUGCGCUAUCCAGGGUCCUGAAACAUGAACCAAACUGCCAGCGUGUCCCAUCACAUCAAGUGUCAGCCCUCAAAAACAAUCAAGGAACUGGGAAGUAACAGUCCUCCACAGAGAAACUGGAAAGGAAUUGCUAUAGCCCUGUUGGUGAUUUUAGUUGUAUGCUCACUCAUCACUAUGUCAGUCAUCCUCUUAACCCCAGAUGAACUCACAAAUUCAUCAGAAACCAGAUUGUCUUUAGAAGACCUCUUCAGGAAAGAUUUUGUGCUUCAUGAUCCAGAAGCUCGAUGGAUCAAUGAUACAGAUGUGGUGUAUAAAAGCGAGAAUGGACAUGUCAUUAAACUGAAUCUAGAAACAAAUGCUACCACAUUGUUAUUGGAAAACACAACUUUUGUAACCUUCAAAGCAUCAAGAUAUUUUGUUUCACCAGAUUUAAAAUAUGUUCUUCUGGCAUAUGAUGUCAAACAGAUUUUUCAUUAUUCAUAUACUGCUUCAUAUGUGAUUUACAACAUACACACUAGGGAAGUUUGGGAGUUAAAUCCUCCAGAAGUAGAGGACUCCAUCUUGCAGUAUGCGGCCUGGGGUGUCCAAGGGCAGCAGCUGAUUUAUAUUUUUGAAAAUAAUAUCUACUAUCAACCUGAUAUAAAGAGCAGUUCGUUGCGACUGACAUCUUCCGGAAAAGAAGGAAUUAUUUUUAAUGGGAUUGCUGACUGGUUGUAUGAAGAGGAACUUCUGCAUUCUCACAUUGCCCACUGGUGGUCACCAGAUGGAGAAAGGCUUGCCUUCCUGAUGAUAAAUGAUUCACUGGUGCCUAACAUGGUUAUUCCCCGGUUUACUGGAGCAUUGUAUCCCAAAGGAAAGCAGUAUCCAUAUCCUAAGGCAGGUCAAGUGAACCCAACAAUCAAAUUAUAUGUUGUAAACCUAUAUGGACCAACUCAUACUUUGGAACUUAUGCCACCCGACAGCUUUAAAUCAAGAGAAUACUAUAUCACAAUGGUUAAAUGGGUAAGCAAUACCAAGACAGUGGUCAGAUGGUUAAACCGACCUCAAAACGUCUCCAUCCUCACAGUCUGUGAGACCACAACUGGUGCUUGUAGUAGAAAAUACGAGAUGACAUCAGAUACAUGGAUCUCUAAACAGAAUGAGGAACCAGUAUUUUCUAAAGAUGGCAGCAAAUUUUUUAUGACAGUUCCUGUUAAACAAGGAGGCCGUGGAGAAUUUCACCACAUAGCUAUGUUCCUCAUCCAGAGUAAAAGUGAACAAAUUACUGUGCGGCAUCUAACAUCAGGAAACUGGGAAGUGGUAAAGAUCUUGGCAUAUGAUGAAACUACUCAAAAACUUUAUUUUCUGAGCACUGAAUUUUCUCCCAGAGGGAGGCAGCUGUACAGUGCUUCUACUGAAGGCUUAUUGAAUCGUCAAUGCAUUUCAUGUAAUUUUAUGAAAGAACGGUGUACAUACUUUGGUGCCAGUUUUAGUCCCAUGAAUCAACAUUUCUUAUUAUUCUGUAAAGGUCCAGGGGUCCCAAUGGUCAGCCUACAUGAUACGGACAACCCAGCAAAAUAUUUUAUAUUGGAAAACAAUUCUAUAUUGAAGGAGGCUAUCCUGAAGAAGAAGAUAGUAAAGUCAGAAAUUAACAUGCUUCAUAUUGACGACUAUGAACUUCCUCUACAGUUGUUCUUUCCCAAAGAGUUUACAGACCGAAACAAGUAUGCUCUACUAUUAAUAAUGGAUGAAGAACCAGGAAGCCAGCUGGUUACAGAUAAGUUCCAUAUUGACUGGGAUUCAGUACUUGUUGAUACAGAUAAUGUCAUCAUAGCACGAUUUGAUGGUAGAGGAAGUGGAUUCCAGGGCCUGAAAAUUUUGCAAGAGAUUCAUCGAAGGUUAGGUUCAGUGGAAGUAAAGGACCAAAUAGCAGCUGUGAAAUUUUUACUGAAACAGCCAUACAUUGACUCCAAAAGAUUAAGCAUCUUUGGAAAGGGGUACGGUGGCUAUAUUGCAUCGAUGAUCUUAAAAUCAGAUGAAAAGCUUUUUAAAUGUGGAUCAGUGAUUGCACCUAUCACAGACUUGAAGUUAUAUGCCUCAGCUUUCUCUGAAAGAUAUCUUGGUAUGCCAUCUAAAGAAGAAAGCACAUACCAGGCAUCCAGUGUGCUACAUAAUAUCCAUGGCUUAAAAGAGGAAAAUAUAUUAGUAAUUCAUGGGACUGCUGACACAAAAGUUCAUUUCCAGCAUUCAGCAGAAUUAAUCAAACACCUAAUAAAAGCCGGAGUAAAUUAUACUAUGCAGGUCUACCCAGAUGAAGAUCAUAAAGUAUCUGAGAAAAGUAAAUAUCAUCUCUACAGCACAAUCCUCAGAUUUUUCAGUGAUUGUUUGAAGGAAGAUAUAUCCGUGUUACCACAGGAACCAGAAGAAGAUGAAUAAUGGACUCUAUUUAUAUGGAACUUAAGGGAAUAUUGAGGCUCAAUGAAAUCUAAACAAGAGACUGUAAUAUUGUAGAUGCUCCAGAAUUUCAAGGGCAGCUUAAAGAGAUGACACUGGAACAGCACACUCAGAGACAAUGAACUAGAAUUUGAUUAUAGAAGUCCAAGUCUACUGUUUUGCCAAGGGUGUAGAACCUGUUUCUUUGUGUAAGGAAGAUCAAAGGGUUUGUUUCCUGGGACAAAUUAGUUUUGCAUUAAAGUAGGAAUAGUGCAUGUUUUCUUCUGUUAUCCCCUAUUCAUUCUGUAACCAGUUGCUCUCAUUUUAAUUUCUAUGGCCACCAUCAUCUUUGCAUAUGAUGCAUAGCUUAUCAGUACUACAGACCAUGAUCUUUGAUGGCUGAGCUGCAAUCUAACACUUUACUGUACUUUUACAAUAAGUGCAAUUCCUUAUCUAUUAUUAUGCUUAAGAAAAUAUUCAGUUAAUAAAAAUCAUAGUAUUUUAUGUAAUUUCUGUUCAUAAAAAAAUUAUUAAAUGGGUUAAAGGUCAUAUAGAAAUAUGGAUUUCAGCAUCUUCCAAAGUUCAGCCAGUUAUCAGUAGAUAUAUCUUUAAAUCAACACACAAGUGUGUGUCUCACAAUAUAUAUACACAUGUGUGCAUAUACAGUCAAUAAAUCUAUCUUUACAUGUUAUUCAUGCUACACAGGAUAAACUUUUGAUGAAUUAGAACAGACGCUCUUUUACAGGCUAUAAUGGAUUCCUUGUUUAAUGAGCCAAAUAUGAUGCAACAUUUUUUCCAAUUCAAAUUCUAGCUAUUGCUUUCCUAUAAAUGUUUGGGUUGUGUUUGGUAUCGUUUUUAGUGGUUAAUAGUUUUCUAGUUGCAAUUUAAUUUUUUGAAUAUGAUACCUUGUCACAUGUAAAUUAGAUACUUAAAUAUUAAAUUAUAGUUUCUGAUAAAGAACUUUUGUUAAUAAUGCAAUGCUACUGAGUACUAUUUUGCUCUUUUGGUGAAGAAGGUUUUUUUUUUUUUUUUAAAAAAAACACUUGGUCCUUUUACCUCUCUCUCUCUCAAUGCAGAAUCAAUUCUCAUUUUCAUUGUAAAAGCAAAGAGCUGGAUUAUUUCAUUUGCCAGUUUCUAUUUAGUAUUCAAUGCCUGCCCAAUCCAUCUGUUACUGUUUAAAUUCUAAUGGUGAGAAUCAGAAAUGAAAUAUUUUUAAUCAUUGGCCAAAAUUUCACAAAUAGCAGUGUUUGCUAUUUAAUUUGAGAUGAAGGCACAAAAUUCCUGGGCUGUAUUGCCUUGCCAUAGUAAGUAAAUGAGAGUAUAAAAGAAACUUGACUGUAUGAAGUCAAUUUAGGACACAAGAACAUUAACUUUGGUGAGUCAAGGAGUAUCUUUGCACUUCACUUAGGGAUCUUCCAGAAGAUGUCUAAAAGUCUGCAAAGUUCAGAGAAAUCUAGGGAAUAUACUGUAUUUUUAUUAUUUUAAAAAUUUCUUGGUAUAGGCUGGAUAAUCAUGACAUCUGAACACCAGGAAGAAAAAAUGUCAUGGAAUUGCUCAGUAAAUCUCCAGUUUUGUCAAAGAAUCAACCCCCAAAUCUGGGUAUUUGUGAAUGUAUGAAUGGUUUUUUGGAUAUUCUGCUUUUCUUUUGGAUGCUUUGGAAUUGUGUUUUCACUGCUCCAUUAGAUUCAAUUUAAAAUAGAAAAGGCUCUUUAUUCUGAAAUAUCUAUUUCAGAUCUUUUUCAAGAAUAGUAAACACAUUUUUAAAAGAAUAAGUUGUAAUGUUUAAAAGGAAAGUUUUGCCUAUUUUAUUAAGAUGGAAAUUUCUUUUUAGGCUGAUUUGAAGUCCAACUGAAACUUUUUAAAAUUUCAACCACUAGAGAUUUUGAUGAUACAAAUAAUUAUGUUGUCCAAACGAUGUGGUUUUAUUGAAUGUGUAUUUGAGUAACAUUUAAAAAGUAUUUACCUUUUGCCGUUCAUCAUUUCUCUUGUUUUAUUAUUAUUAUCAAUGUUUACCUAUUUUUCAAUUAAUUUAAUACAAAUUCUAAUGUGAGACAUUUGUCUGGAACCCACUUUCACCUUAAAGGCUAAAUAGAUCUCAAAUGAAGACAUACUUUUUAAUAGGAAGGUGGAAAAUUUUCAUUUCCCUGAUUUUUUAUUUUAUUAAUUGAGCCGUUAUAGAUAAGGGAAUGUUCACCAACACAUGGACACCAAUUAUUAAAGGAAUCACGUAAGCUGUUUUAUACAUUUCCUUUGACCACAUUCCACUAUUUUAUAUGUAUGUAUGCAUUCUUAGAGUUUUGUAGCACUCUAGUAGCAAGCUUUUCAAGUGUUAUUUCCCCCUUAAAGGUAAAAAUAAAUAAAUAAAUAAAAAUAAACUAUAAAAUAGAAUAGGUAAGCAGUAUUAAAUCAUCCAGACAAUAUAUAAACUUUGUAAACUAUUUUGAAAGGGAAAAGUAUUCUUUCACUAACUUCCUCCAUUGAAAUCUCUGACUCAACACUUAGAGACCAAGGAGUCAAUGCAAAUUUAUUUGAGUUUCCUGACAUAAUCAAGGCAAGAGGGUGCUCUUCAAAACAUGAAUUUCAGCUCACUCUGAGAAUGUGUCUUUUCUGAUUGGAUGUUUAGCAUAGAAAUCACCACUGAGGGUCCUGCAGAUGCCAGUUGUAGAUUUUCUAGAAUGAGGUGACUUACAUAUUGGUCUAUCAGCAGAAUUAUUCAAACCAUUGUCUUCAAAAGGUGGGCUUUGAAACAGAGGCACCUGGGACUGAAUUGCUCUCAAAUCUCAAGGGUCAUAGCGGGCACAUGAUUUCUGUAAAGAAUCAUAUAUGAAAUAUUUCUUUUGUCCUUCCUCACAUUCUCUGACGACCUUCACAUCCUGCAGCAGUGAGCAUUGUAUAAAUAAAACCUGAGUCCUCAGCUGUGCUCUAUCUUUCACUUUCUGUUCUGGGGUUUCUCUGAUACUAACAUAAUGCUGGCUGUUUACUACUUACAUACUGCAAACCUAUAUAAGAAUGGUAAUAACCCCAUAAAAACCCAACAAAUGGAAAACAGGGGCAGAUGUCUUUAUUUUCCUUUUUUCUUCUCUCAGAUAUUCUACAUGGUCCUUGGUCCCCAUGAAAUUCAGAUGCCCACACCAAUGUACCUUUCUAUUUCCUUCUUUCCCAUUUCGCUGUACUCAGUCCCCCGCUCCUAUUCCCUAGAAUCACUUUCCAAAACAAACUAUAGCUGUUGACCCAGGCACUACUUUCUGGGGAAUCCUUUCCUCCAGCAAGAGCUUACCACUGUGAAUAUUAUAGGAUAAAGAAAUAAAAUGAAAAUAAAGAAGUGCUUUCUUUUCAA
Molecule: messenger RNA, 6177 nt
Organism: Pteropus alecto (black flying fox)
Lineage: Eukaryota; Metazoa; Chordata; Mammalia; Chiroptera; Pteropodidae
Gene: DPP10
Product: dipeptidyl peptidase like 10
Exons: 26
Coding region: 453-2843 (796 amino acids)
Biological process (GO): proteolysis
Molecular function (GO): serine-type peptidase activity; dipeptidyl-peptidase activity
Source: RefSeq, a predicted model, not a curated record